Pygocentrus nattereri (red-bellied piranha) is the source of this 5741-nucleotide messenger RNA. It is a transcript of the gene tfr1a, whose product is annotated as transferrin receptor 1a. The record is from RefSeq and is a predicted model, not a curated record. The coding region runs from base 90 to 2405 and encodes 771 amino acids. Gene Ontology annotation, cellular component: external side of plasma membrane. Gene Ontology annotation, biological process: intracellular iron ion homeostasis; iron ion transport. The transcript is spliced from 18 exons. Lineage: Eukaryota; Metazoa; Chordata; Actinopteri; Characiformes; Serrasalmidae.
GGCAUUGAAAGCCUCGCGCAAGGUUGUCUAAACUCUAAGCGUGCUCGAGCAGCGACAGACGGCGCGCGCACCGGGAGUAAUUAACCAAGAUGGCGAUGGAUCAAGCCAGGUCGACAAUAUCGAAAAUAUUCAAUGGGGAACCUCGAUCUUACACACGCUUCAACCUCACCCAGAACAUGGAGGGGGACAACAGUCAGGUGGAGAUGAAGCUGUCGUCCGAUAUGGAAGAGGAAGCCGAGGGUAAUGGAGUUGGGGAGCAUAUGAACCACCACCCCCGUCCAUCCUACGUCAGCAAAUCCAGCCAGCGUUCCCCCAGGAACAUCUGCUUUAUGGGCAUCGCCAUCCUACUCCUCUUCAUCAUUGGAUACCUGGUUGGCUACCUUGCUCACAGAAAAGCAGACAAAACGUAUCCGAGCUGUGCAGAGGACUUGGCCCCUGAUGAUGGUGAAGACAUGGCUCCGAUAGAAACGGUUCCAUCUCUUGACUGGAGUGAUAUUACGGCCAUGUUUAAGAGCAAACUGACCACAGACAGCAUUGAGAAGAGCUUAAGUGACUUCUCCAGUGACAGUCACCAGGCCGGAUCUCCAGGAGAUGAGGCGCUUGCCAAUAAAUUGAUGGGAAGAUUCAAGAGCUAUGGCAUGAACCCCUGGACUGACGAGCACUUCGUUAGAGUCCAGGAUCGUCCUACCAGUGGCACCAACAAAGUGACUUUCCAGAACAAAACGUAUGCUGAAUCUGGCUUCUUGUCCUACAGUGCAACUGGAUCAGCUCAGGGUGCGGCUUUAUAUGCAUAUUAUGGACAAGUAGAAGAUUUGAGGCGCCUGCAAGACCUUAGAAUCAACAUGUCCGGAAGAGUCCUCCUAGUUAGAGCUGGCAAAAUUACUCCUGCUGAAAAGGUUGCCAAUGCAGCCAGUGUGAAUGCAGGUGCUGUGCUGAUCUACCCAGAUCCUGCUGACUACUCAUUUGAGAGAGACACAGACUUGUUUGGCCAUGUCCAUCUUGGCUGUGGUGAUCCGUACACUCCAGCUUUUCCAUCUUUCAAUCACACUCAGUUUCCUCCAGCGAAGUCCUCCGGCCUGCCAGCCAUUCCUGCACAGACCAUCAGAGCCAGCACAGCUGCAGCCAUCAUGAAGGGUUUGGGAGGUGAUUCUCCUCGUGGUUGGGGUGAUGGAGGUCUCAGAGAUGUUGUCUACAAGCUUGGUAGUGAGAGUGAUCUGAUCGCUGUGGAGGUGAACAAUGUCCUUACAGAGAAGAAGAUCCAUAACGUGUUUGGAGUCAUCAAAGGUUUCAUAGAUGCAGAUCGCUAUGUGGUGAUUGGAGCUCAGAGAGAUGCCUGGGGUCCUGGAUAUGCCAGGUCUACUGUUGGCACCAGUUUGCUGGUUGAGUUGGCCAGGACUUUUAGCGAAAUGGUAAACAAUGGAUUCAAGCCCAAGAGGAGCGUAGUGUUUGCGAGCUGGAGUGCUGGAGAAUAUGGAGCUGUGGGCGCCACCGAGUGGCUGGAGGGCUAUCUGUCCUCUCUCAAUAUGAAAGCUUUCUCCUACAUUAGCCUCGAUGGAGUUGUCACAGGUUCCUCUUUCAAAGCAAGUGCAAGCCCCCUGUUGUAUGACUUAAUUCAGAACACUCUGAAAGAGGUGUCUUCACCCACUGAUGCCAACAAAAGUUUAUAUUCAGAGGCUGGAAGCAACUGGGAAGUGUCUGUAAUGGAGCCGAUGAAGAUGUCUGAUCCUGCCUAUCCGUUCCAGGCUUUCUCUGGCAUUCCUUCUGUCUCAUUCCGCUUUACCUCAGACAAAGAAUAUCCAUUCUUUGGAACCGUUCUGGACACCAAGAGGAAUCUGGACUCUAAAGUAUUCAACCUACGUGUGCUCACCAAGACAGCGGGAGAGAUAGCUGGGCAGAUGGCUCUUCAGCUGGUGCAUGACCACCUGCUCAGGCUGAAUGUGGAGAAGUACACCAACACCAUCCGCAGCAAAGUGGCUCAGAUCAAUAAAGAAAUCAUAAGUCUGCAGUCGUCUGGCCGUGUUCCAAAGACACUGAGAAUGCAGUGGUUGAUGUCAGCUUUGGGCUCAUAUAGUCGUGCUUCCAGAAAUCUCAACACCAACAUCCAGAACAGUGACCUUGACGACUAUGAGCAGUGUCGCAUCAUCAAUAACCGAAUCAUGGGGGUGGAGAGGGAUUUACUUUCUCCUUAUGUGUCUCCCCGGGAGAAUCCAUUCAGACACAUAUUGCUGGGCUCUGGCUCACACACUCUGGAAGCUUUGCGUGAACACCUGGUUGCCAUCAAGGAGAAUUCAGCCAGCGGCAACAUUGACCUGCUGAGGAACCAGUUCGCUCUGGCCACCUGGACCAUCCAGAGCUGUGCCAACGCGCUGGCAGGCAGUGUGUGGGAAAUGGACAACGAAAUUUAAGCGAAACCCGAUUCGGAUCAUGGCUUAAUUAUGAACCGAUGAAAAGUUUCAGAUGAAAAACAACAUACCCCUCGAAUAAUGGAUUGCACUCCACAGGUACAUUAGAGUGCCUGUACUGUAUUUCAACCAGAAGUUCUGUCUGUUUCUAACUUGCCAUUCGGUGAAAAUUUUAUGUUUUGCUUCUCACAAACCAUUUUCUUUCAGUUCUGCACUCCUAACAAACAAAUUUCCCUGAACUAAAACUGGAUUUUGAAGACCAUGGGAGCCUUUUAAAUGCUACUGUAAAUUUACUGGAAAUAAUGGUGAAGGAAAACGCCAACACAGUGAUCCAAGACACUAGAACUUUAUAGACGUUUAUAAAAUUAGCUUUAGAAUAAAACUUUGGGUUGAAAUACAGUAUAGAAUUGCCAUAAACUGAAUAUUCAGAUUAUUACAUAUCAAUGCAAAACAAAGUUGUUCAGGUCUCUAAAGAAAAGAAAAAUCCCUGUAAUAUUAAGGUGCUUCAUGAGCAUGUAGUUCCGACUCAAAUAUUACCUCACACAGUAUUUUUUUAACAAAUGCAGUCAAAAUGUUAACUAUGCAAGUCAGAUGUAGCUCAAAAUGUAGACCGUUUUAACUCAAGGUCAGGCACACGUAUGUUUUUUGGACACAAAACUAACAAUCGGGGAAUUGUAUGUAUUUUUUUACCUUAUUUGAUCAAGUCUUCCAGAUACUCUUGUAUGGAAAACUUUAUUCAAAAAUCCUAUGAAUGUGGAAGCCAGCAAAUCGUUCACACAGGCAAGGGCUACGGAGGACAGUCGUUUUCAUUCUUCUGCUGUCUCUGACACUCCUGACUGUAGAGUUCAGUGCUGUCAAAACAGACCUAAAAAAGCAGAAAGCCUCUUAAUUUCUACAGAUUAGAGGCUGUUCAUUGGGCUGCAUGCUGAAAUUCCAAUGGAACAUCCAAGAUGGGCUAACCAGAGGCUUCAAAACGUGGCACUGAAAUCUCUAUUUAUUUUUUUUAUUUAUUUAUCAGUGACAGGGUUCACUAUAAAUAGCAUUUUGUAACGCCUUUUUAAAGAAAUGUAUAAUUAUCGGAAGCAGUGCCUUCCAUAAUUAUGACAGUUAUACUGUCGAAAUGACAAAGCAGCAUCUGCUACGGAGGUAAACCUGUUUCCAAAAAGCUACGGCCAAGGAGAGUCACGUCGCAAGGUUUAGUGCAAUGACUGCAUGACUUUUGCUAAGACUAUACCUGAAGGAAUAUUGCAAGCCAAGGUGUGUUUGAUGUCUGAAAUUUGCUUCUUUAGUUUUGCACUGGAGCUACGAGCAAUGGAAGCUAACCAGUAAUGGAAGGUCAUACUCAGCUUAAGCGAAUUUCACUGAUUUGACAAAAUUUCUGUGUAAUUAAGUCUAAACAAAGUCGUUCAGUGUGCUUUUAAUGUGAAAGAGAAAGAGUCAGAACUGUUCACAGUGGUGGCGAUAGGAACCAGACGUCUGAAGAUCUUAAUGCUUCUAACAGAAAGAUAUUCUAUGUAUGAAGUGGUUACGAAUACGUGGCCUGAUGUCUGAGACAUUGAGUGUGUUUACAUGCACUUAAUAAUCUUAUAAAUGCAGAAAGUCAGAUUUUGUCUGUAAUAUGAUCAACACAUUUACAAGCACUUGAGUAAUCAGAUAGUGGGGAAACUCCAGGUCUGCGUGAGUCAGGCAGUAAUCGGAUUUCAGCUUUGCAACCAGCAAAAAACUCACAGAUAACAAUGUGACGUAAACGUAACGUAGAACUCAAACUUCACAUCGUGGCUUUUUUUUUUUUUUUUUUAAAUAUGGCCCACUUUACCUGAAAAUAUGAACAUACAUCAUCUAGAAGAUGAAGAAUAUUUAAAUCCUUCAUUUCGCCAAGCAUGUGUUCGGUUUCGUGGCAACACUGCUCACUUAUUUCCGCUACUGCAGCCGCAUGUGCAGACUGAGGAAUGCGAAAGAAAUCAGAGUAAGAGUUCACAUGCACUGAGAAAUCUGAGCUGAAAUCCAGCUCUCUGAGUUCUUAAUCGGAUUUCCAGACCUUACUUUGAUCUAAGAAACCAUUUGAAUAACCAGAUAACUGCAGGAAUCCGAUUAUGAUCGGUUAUUGAGUGCCUGUAAAUGCACUCAUUGGUUUAAAACGGAUUUAAUGUGUAUUCAUGGUGGAGGGGUACAUGCAGGGUGUUGUCAGGCAAAAUAGUAGCCAAAGAAAACUUAUUUCUUCAGGACCAUUUAACACCAGACCACUCCGAAUUCCAUCUUAACUCAAUUUUGAGAAAUUGCUGCAAAUCCACUUAAAAUGGCCACAGCUAAGUUGCAUUAGCUACAGUAGCGAAACUAAAGAAGCGCUAUUCUCUGUAUGAUUCCUUGAAGUGUAGUCUUGAUGCUGUCGCCCACACUAGGCUAACGGACUGCUCUCUGGCGUCUCUCCAUUUUUGGAACACUUUUCUUCCUGAUCCUAACCAUUAUCGGGAGCAGCGUCUUCCAUAAUGUGAAGAAGAUGGUAGUUUUUGCCUACCAGCGUGUUGAUAUCGAGGGCAGUGCCCCUCAUAUUUCACUGUAGGGUGGAUGAAGUUAUCGGGAACAGUGUUUCCCAUAAUGUUGUACAUAUCCGCGUUUGCGCACAGUCACCCUGAUAACCGUCCCACACCUGCCGGCUAUUGGCAGUUUCUUUCAGCAGUGGCAUGGAAAGUAGAGAAGAAUCCUAAGAAUCAGAUGUAGAUGAGAAAAAUAUGCAUGGUGUGAUACUGUGAUGGGCAUUUGUAUGAUUUUGUAGUACAUAUUGUAUUUUUUUCUCUCUUUUUCUUUUCUUUUGGUUUGGUUUCUGACAUUUUAUGUGCUUUGUUUGUGCCUUAUAUGAUUUGAGAGGCUUUUCGAGAUUCAAUAUUACUUCCCUCCUCUUUUUCGCAGGCCUUAUUUUCUUCAUAAUUCGAUCUUCUGUCCUUCAAUUUAAUUCUUUCUAACAGCUCGGAAGUCUGGACACCUAAUAUAUUGUACUCAGAGUUGUCAACAGUUAUAGAAUGGUAAUAUAUUUGACACAGAAUUAAUAUAACCACUUUUUAUUAUGCAAAAUUCAUAAAUGUAAGACCAAUAUGAUUUGGGGAUUUUACUUUAUUAUAAAGAAGGAAUUUAAAGAGCAGGGACGUCAUCCUUGAUGCAUCAACAACAACAGCAAAAAAAUCCCCACAUGUUUGCUGAUAUAAAUGUAUGUAAUUUGCUUGCAGCACUCCACCUGUCUACCUGUUUAUGUUCAAAGAUGUUCAAUACAUAAACUGUUUAAUGCAAAUUAUAAUUACAACGUAUUAAAGUGGCUUUGGCUUCUAGCUCUGCCGUCCUGCUUCA